AUGGUUUUGGCACUUGUGGCCAGUGCAGCCGCCGAGUUUAGCUAUGAAUCUCUCACCAAUCAGGACUACCUUCAAUAUGGAGAGGGCACGUUCUAUGGACAUCAGCAGGACCAGGAUGCGCAGGGGGCCUGCAGCUAUUCAGAGAACUACGCAAAUGCAAUGCAUCUGCCCUGGGCGGCAGGCGCUGCCGUCACUCUAGCCCUCAACCGAGACCACUUUGACGACAGCCGCGGAUGCGGCCUCUGCAUUAUGUACCGGGGCAUUGGCGGCGGCAUUGGAGUGACACCAGUCAGCACAACGAACUGGUUCAUGGGCAUUGUCAAUAACAUCUGCCCCGAGUGCAGCCGCGGCGAUCUGGACCAGAACAUCGACGGAGAUGGGCGCUGGAAGAUUGAGUGGUAUGCUGUGCCAUGCAAUGUGGGCGACACUAAGAUGCGCUAUGACUUGGUGGUGAAGACUUACUACUGGAUCGCCAUUGUGAUCUCCAACACAAGGAUUCCAGUGAGGUCAGUCUCGGCAAAGAUCAACGGGCAGUGGUUUGCUCUGAUGCGAUCUGUCACCAACCAGUGGCAAUACCACAGGGAGGUUGGUGACUGGGCAGGGAGCUUCCCAAUGCCGAUCCGGAUCACAUCGACCAUGAAUGAAACCGUGGAGGAUGUCAUUCAAUCGGCGGAUGGCAGCACGGGGACGAAGCAGUUCUCAGCAAUCCCAGGGCCCUCCUAUGUGUCGGCUGGCAUCCCCGGCCGUGGCUACCGCCCCAGCAACGCAUUCCCCCUGCAAAACCCCGGAGUCGCCAUCCCCAACAUGGGCCCAGUCAAGGGUGCAAAUGCCAAUGGUGUGUCAGGAUGGGGUAGCGACAAGCAGGCGGCGCUGAAGCCGCAGAUCCCCAAGACUGCGCCCAGCACGACGCACGACGGCGUUGUCUUCCAGGCUGACACAAUCUUCAUCGAUGACAAUCAGCAGUGCGGCGGCACAACAGGCGAGUGCACGGCGCGCGACCGCGGCCAGCCGGUGAAGCCGUGCAUCCCAAGCGCAUGGCCGCUGGCUGUGUGCUCCAACUCGGGGUCCAUCUGUCAAUCUGCCAGCGCCACGCAGGAGCGCUUCGAGUGCAAGCCAUCCGCGCUCGCCGCCGGCGGUGGCGGCAGCAGCGGCAACUUGACCUCCUCGGCCUCCAGUGGGAGUUUGCCCAGCUCCCCUGGCUCAUCAUCAUCUCCCUCGAGUUCAUCUCCCUCAGGGGCAUCACCAUCAUCUCCCUCGGGUUCAUCGCCUUCAUCACCCUCGAGCCCCUCGAGCUCUGGCGGCAGCAGCCCUGCCAGCAACAAUGUGACUUUAGGCAGCAACAGCGUGUAAUAAUAAUAAUAAUAAUAAUAUCGCUGAAUUCCAAAUGA
Messenger RNA from Coccomyxa subellipsoidea C-169, 1388 nucleotides. RefSeq lists its product as hypothetical. The transcript has 12 exons. Lineage: Eukaryota; Viridiplantae; Chlorophyta; Trebouxiophyceae; Coccomyxaceae. Bases 1 to 1350 code for a protein of 449 amino acids. The record is from RefSeq and is a predicted model, not a curated record.